Molecule: messenger RNA, 1768 nt
Organism: Carassius auratus (goldfish)
Lineage: Eukaryota; Metazoa; Chordata; Actinopteri; Cypriniformes; Cyprinidae
Exons: 11
Coding region: 314-1603 (429 amino acids)
Biological process (GO): regulation of transcription by RNA polymerase II; regulation of DNA damage response, signal transduction by p53 class mediator
Cellular component (GO): nucleus; polytene chromosome
Molecular function (GO): transcription regulator activity; protein binding; histone H4K20 methyltransferase activity
Source: RefSeq, a predicted model, not a curated record
GGCCCGUAAGGUAGCAAAAAGUGGGUAAGUGUGUGAAGGUGUGUAUGGUCGAGCCUUUUUUUAACCGGAAGUCAGGAUAUACACUUCCCGCGAAUUCAAAUACACACCGCGGGAAUCUGAAACCUUUGGCCAAUGAAAUUACUGCACUGUAUAAUUAGGCGCGAAAGUAAGGAAAACUGCGGAAAUUGCACAAGAAGAAGAAGUAGAAGAAGAAGAUGACUUCAAGGAUUGAAGAUUGAAGACAGAAGAAGACGGAGUGGUUGAAAAUCUGAAUAUUUUUACAAAUACCGACCUCUGAUGCAACAGGGCCAUUAUGUCCACAAGGAGGAUGAGGAAAAAGCCUAUAGAUGAUGCAAAGACAUACAUUCUGUCUUGCACUGACAAGGAUGGGUUUAUGCCGAGAUUCAUUGACCAUUACAAAGGAAGAGGAGUGUUUGCCACACACCCCAUUGAACCCGGGGACUUCGUGUUGGAGUACAGGGGUAAACUCCUCACACAGGUGGAAUGCAAGUCAAGAAAAUACUCAGAGAUUGAAAGCACAUUUCUCUUUGACUUUCAGUGGCAGAAUCAUCACUUAUGCCUGGAUGCAUCUGAAGAAGAUGGAUCUCUCGGAAGAUUGGUCAAUGACAACCACAAAAAUCCAAAUUGCGUUAUGAAAAAAAUCAUAGUUGACGACAAACCACAUUUGUGCCUUUUUUCUCUGAAGAAAAUAGAAAUAGGAGAUGAAAUUGAUUACAACUAUGGUGAUUCAAAAUGGCCUUGGCGCAGUAAGUUGAAAAAAAACCAAGCUCCAGCCGCAGCAUUAGAGAAUGAGACUAGCCCUGUUCCUCAGAUGCUAAAUGAUGGACCAAACCCAGAUCAGACCUGCACACAGGUGAAAGGCCUUCAGACUCCAGCCGCAGCAUUAGAGAAUGAGACUAGCCCUGUUCCUCAGAUGCUAAAUGAUGGACCAAACCCAGAUCAGACCUGCACACAGGUGAAAGGCCUUCAGACUCCAGCCGCAGCAUUAGAGAAUGAGACUAGCCCUGUUCCUCAGAUGCUAAAUGAUGGACCAAACCCAGAUCAGACCUGCACACAGGUGAAAGGCCUUCAGACUCCAGCCGCAGCAUUAGAGAAUGAGACUAGCCCUGUUCCUCAGAUGCUAAAUGAUGGACCAAACCCAGAUCAGACCUGCACACAGGUAUUUACUGUCCAAGGAUUUUCACUGGUUGAUUAUCCAUAUAGUGAUGAAACUGAUGAGGAUGGUAUGGAAAACGAACCUCCCACCCCACACCUGGAUGUCAUUUUAGGGCAGAAUGAUAUUGGCCCAGAUGUUUCAAAUCAUUUGUACGAUUCAGAUGAAACUGUUGUGAAAGAAACUUGUGAUGAGGCUUCUCCAAGCAACCAUUCCAACAAUCAAUCGGAUGAUGAACUUGUUCCACCACUGAGACGCACAAAAAGCAUUAUGAUGGAUAGAGUACAAGAUUUUACCCACAGUCUCUAUGAUAGUGACAGCCCAGAGGAGACUACUUUUUUUAAGCCUGAAAGGGAUUCACAGAAGCUGAGAAGAAGGUCUUGCCGUCCCGAAGUUUGUCCAGAAAAUGUCAAGACACUUGUGGCGUAAACACCAAGAUGAAUUGGAUGUUGCGAAAGCAUUCAGUUUUCCAAAAAACUCAAAGGAAAGAAAACUACAAUUGGACUACAUACGAAAUAAGGGAAAUUUCGAGCACAACAGUCAUGUUUUGGAAACACAAAAAGGAAAACUAAUCCCAUGUAAACAACCAGGAAA